UCACUCACUCACUCACUCACUCACUCACUCGGAUGCUCGACUGCUCGCUCACUCACACUCUCGUUCACCUGCUUCACCUGUGUAUUUCAGCACACAUUCAAAUGUGCGACAAAUGCACAUGUGCACACACACACACAUAGAGGUAUCCAUUUACAUGCACCAGUGUGCACACUUUCAGACACACACGCACACAUAGACACACACACAUUCACACACGCAUACACACUCAAAAACGGGGAACUGAGAGCUUGAAGGAUUGGCAAGUGUGUGGUGUGCAUUCUCGUUCAUCUUUUUUUUCCCACUUGUGGAGGUUUUUUUUACACACCCACUUUUUAUAUUUAAACACACACAUACACUCAUACACUAGUGCUGUCUAUCACACACACACACACCUACCACAAUGUGCUUCUCUUCCGUUCUUGUGCUGCUUUCUGUCUUUGGUUCCGCACGCUGCGUGCAAUACAAGGCCGAUUUCAACAUGGCUGGGGUCAUGGGAUCGGUGCAGUUCGACUCGGCGUUGGGGAACGUGAGCGCCAACCUCACCGGCACCGGCUCAUCGUGCAGCUCUCUCAAUCUCUCCCUGUCCACGUUCCCAGUCAUGUACGGCAGCUUCCGGCAACCUUGUCUGGAGGCCCACAUCGGUGUCAGCAUCUUCAAGUUCUCCCUCGCCUCUCCCAUGUCAACCAUCAGUGUACCAGAACUGUUUUCUCAAAUGCCAGACCUCGACACUCUGUCCUUGACAGUGACGACGUGUGGCGGUGCUACGUCGUGUACCGUCGUCAGAAGACAUGGACAGACGGUGCGGACCUGGCAGGCUAAGUUCUUCUCACCUGUGGCGGGCGAUAUGUACUUUCGGCAAACCACAGGUGUCGAAGGAGCAACUAUGCUAGCAGACUUGUACUAUGUACAUAAGAGUGCUGCUGCUAUCGCAAAUGUAAGUGUGCUAACAUCGGCUAGUUCUGCAGCUAGUUGCAAAGCUCUGCUUAGCAGCAGCAGCAGCUCCGCAAGCCUGGCCGAUCAGACCUCGCUCGGAAGCCUAAACAUCGGCUCUCCCGUCACGCCUGUCAAAUCCCGCCUUCACAUCUCGAGUUUCGACGGCAGCUCAACUCGCUACGUUCUCCUCCACAUGAGUGCCUCCAACAGUUUCGAAUGUGCGCGCCUUCGCGUCCUGGAGGAAAAAGUCGUCAAGUCACAAGUGGACAUGAGAGGGAUCAAGGGUUACUUCCUGUUCAGGCAGUCCUCGCCAUUUCACACCACCGUGCUCCAACUCAACUUGACAAACCUGAGAGGCCUGGUGGGACCCUACCACGUUCAUCACUUCCCUCUGCCCGACCCGAUGUCACCGUCCCAAAGCAGGUGCUCGAGCAGCAACAUCGGCGGCCACUGGAACCCCUUUGACGUGGACGUCGCGAGCUCGACCUACCCCUCGGGACCCGGAUCCACUCAUGACCUUUACGAGGUGGGAGAUCUCAGCGCGAAGCACGGCUUCCUGACUGGCAUGAGCGAGUUCGAGGGCUCCUUCGAGGACUGGAACCUGCCGCUGUUCAGGCAAAACAGCAUCGUGGGCCGGUCUAUGGUGAUUCAUGAACCAACUGGGGCGCGGUUCGCUUGCAGCUGCAUUGGAUAUCCUGGUCCGGUGAGAGUAGGCAGGGCAGUCUUCCAGUACCCUGUAGUGGGCACAGUUCUGCUGACCCAGCUUGCCAGUGACCCCGACGCAGACGUUUCAGUGUUUCUGGACCUCUCCUAUGGGAUGGCUUCUGCGCAGGCCACCCGGGGACACAACUGGCACAUCCACAUGUACCCCAUCAGCUCGGAGAUGGACGAGGACAGUGUCCGAUGUGGCUCCACUGGGCCACACUGGAACCCUUUCAACAUGAGCUUGACCGACGGCUUUUACGGCGCUAACUGCAAGCCUGAGAGCCCGUUUGCCUGUGAGAUCGGAGACGUCUCGUCCAAACACCGUCCGCUGGACCUGGGGCCUGAGGUGGGAGUCCUGGCUACCAAGAGCUUUUUCACAGACACUACCCUCUGGCUGUCUGGGGAAACGUCUGCCAUCGAUCGUUCGAUAGUGAUCCACGCAGCAAACGGCGGAGGACCCAGGAUCGCAUGUGCCAACCUCACCUUGAUGCACUUCCCCUCCGCAACCACCACAUCAUGGCACGGCAGCGGCACCGCCACGGGCAGCGUCCGCUUCUCCCUGGACUCCCCACAGGGCCCGACAAACAACAUUGUCUCCCUGUCCAACCUCGGCGGGAUCGUAGGGGGCUACCACGUCCACAUCCUGCCCACCGUAGGCGGGAGAUCACCCUGCUCCAAUGACAACGUUAUGGGUCACUUCAACCCUUUCUCCAUCGACACCGCCUCGGACCCAUCCCCCGGCGUGGGCACCACGGAUGAGUACGAGGUCGGGGAUAUGGGCGGGAAGUUCGGGCUGCUGACUGGCCAGACUGAGUUCCAAGGGCAUUUCAUGGAUGGCAACAUGCCACUGACGGGGCCCAACUGUGUGAUUGGCCGAUCGGUGGUUCUCCACCACACCAACGGAACAAGGUUGCAGUGUUCUGAUAUCGUCGCGGAGACUAGCUCUGGCGCGGAGUGGAUGAGGGCGAGGGCCACCUUCAGUGGAGCCGUCUCGGGAACCAUCACUAUGUCCCAGCUGUGCUUUCCCGAUAGUAGCUAUGGAGACACCAUGAUGGAAGUGGACUUGCAGAUGAACUCCAGACUCGAUAGCACUGAGGUGUCCUGGUUUUUGACGGAGCAUAGUGUCGGUGAUGAAAACACUAACUGCAGUCUGGCAGGCAGCACGUACAACCCCUUCAAUAUGACAGAGCAGAGUUCGACCUGUUCUGCAGACAGUCCUCUGAACUGCAUGGUGGGUGAUCUGACGGGCAGGCACGGCAACAUCAGCUUAUCCCACAGACAGCUCUUCCUGGACAGGAGCCUUCAGAUGUCUGGGGAUUUCACAGCCAUCUACAGGUCACUGGUCCUCCGUCAGGGAAAUGAUGUCAUUUCCUGUGCGGUGCUUCGUCCCAUGGUCUCUUACGCUCAGCAGGUCUUCCCCAAGGUCAACACAUUCAGCAGGUACGACUUCAGGUGGCGGGUUUCGAAUGUCCUCAAAGUGAACCUGGCGAGGGUCACCAUCCUGCCCGUGCCACUGGCAGUAGAGGGCAAUGGAAGCUGCCAACAGGUCAUAUUCGCAGUGUCAGGUAAUGUGAGUGCUGGUGCCCUGGAAGCCGUCAAAACAAGCCCCGACAUGGGACAGUUCCGGGAUACGCCCGCAUGCAGACGUAAUUCAUCGCCGGGGUCUUCUACUGCAGCCCCAACUCCAGCGCCAUCGUCUGGCAGUGACCGUUUACAUUCCUCCAGCAGGACCCUGCUGAUGGGCAAGGUUCUCUUCAUGAUGGCUCUCCACCGGAUGAGACAACUUUGAGAAUACCGCACACUGUAUUCGUAUUUAGCCACCGAAUCAGCUGAUUUACCACAGGCAGACAGAAUACCUGCCAGGACUUCUUCCUUUGUAUUCAUGCAUACAUGGAUGCUUUUAU
Molecule: messenger RNA, 3542 nt
Organism: Engraulis encrasicolus (European anchovy)
Lineage: Eukaryota; Metazoa; Chordata; Actinopteri; Clupeiformes; Engraulidae
Gene: cusr
Product: Copper-only SOD repeat protein
Exons: 10
Coding region: 401-3427 (1008 amino acids)
Biological process (GO): superoxide metabolic process
Molecular function (GO): metal ion binding
Source: RefSeq, a predicted model, not a curated record